CAUAGAUUUGACAUAUUAGGUCUGGAGGGGAACGCAACAUUCAAUUACUCUUACAUUUACUUUACAAAUAUCAUUUAAUUGUGUAUAUCUUUGCAGCAGAAGUUGGAAAUAUAUUCAAGAUGGAUCGUUCUACUCUUUUUGACGUCACGGGCAAGGUCGUUCUCGUCACCGGUGGUGCCAAAGGCAUUGGGCGUAUGAUCUCCGAGGGCUAUGUUGCCAACGGAGCCAAAGUGUACAUCUCCUCUAGAGACGCAAAGGCGUGCGACAAGGCUUGCGCUGAGCUGAAUGCGCUGGGCCCUGGGUCCGCCCAUGCGAUCCCCGCCGAUUUCUACAAGCUGGAAGACUGCAAGCGCCUCGCCGAAGAAUUCAGGAAGCGUGAGGAUCAUCUUGACGUGCUCGUCAACAACAGUGGGUCCAACUGGGGCGCUUCCUUCGAUGAAUACCCAGAUGCCGCAUGGACCCGUGUUCUUACCCUGAACCUGCACCGCGUCUUCACAAUUACCCAACUCCUCACACCUAGUCUGGAAGCAAAGGCUGGCCAGGACUCUCCCUCUCGCAUCAUCAACAUCGGCUCCGUCGACGGCCUGCGUGUGCCGACUCUCGAGACCUUUGCGUACAGUUCCUCGAAGGCUGGUCUGCACCAUCUCUCCAGGGUCCUGGCCAACCACCUUGGAAAGAGACACAUUACAAGCAAUGUCAUUGCAUGCGGACCAUUUGAGAGCAAAAUGAUGGCGCAGACCUUGAAGGACUUUGGAGAAUCUAUCAAGGCCGGGAUCCCGCUUAACAGGAUUGGAAGCCCUGAGGAUGUGGCUGGAACCUGCCUGUUUUUAAGCAGCAGGGCUGGUUCUUAUGUCAAUGGAGCAACCAUCACGCUGGACGGCGGAAGUGUUAUUGGAUCGAAGAUCUAAUUGGGUUUAUGAUGAAUGUAAAUAUGGACGGGGCGGAGAAGUUGAUAGUUCGUACCAAGUACGUAGCGCCUAUAGCUGUAAUUGUAUCAACCACAAAUACGCAACGAGAUGUCGUGAGCGACAAAAUAUUAUUUUUAGCCCUGAUGAA
Messenger RNA from Pseudogymnoascus verrucosus, 1056 nucleotides. RefSeq lists its product as uncharacterized. Lineage: Eukaryota; Fungi; Ascomycota; Leotiomycetes; Thelebolales; Thelebolaceae. The transcript has 3 exons. Bases 120 to 908 code for a protein of 262 amino acids. Gene Ontology annotation, molecular function: oxidoreductase activity. The record is from RefSeq and is a predicted model, not a curated record.